GAAGCAGCUCUGAGUUCCUCACAUCAUUAUUCAUCUCUGCUCUGAUGUUGACUGAAACAUGAAUCUGUGAUGUGCUUUAAUGUUUCAUCUGUCAGCAUGAUGAGAGAAUGAAGGCAGAACAAAGCAGGAUGAGGAGAGGAGGAAGGAAGAUGAGGAGGUUCACAUUCAGUUUGUGAAUCAAACUGUUGGAAUCAUCGACUGAUCAUCCUCCUCAGACAGGAGGAAGAGGAGGACGAGGAGGAGGAGGAGGAUGGAACAGGAUCCUCAGCUGUGAUUUGUUCUGCUGCUGUUGAGGAUUUAAAGCUGAUUUCUGGUGAGUGUUGAACAGAGUGAACUCCGUCUGUCAGCUGUUCGCUCUGGUUGGAUUUUGGCUCAGAGUUCGACUGAAAAUAUCCGAUGAUGCAGGAAGUGAGGUCGUCUGAAAUGAAAAAUCUGCUUCAUGCUGGUUUUUGACACAUUCUCUGUUUCCUUCAAGAUGUAAAGAAGAUGUUUGGAAGAAACGGAUGUUUUCUCAUGAAGAUGAAAAGAUGUUUAAGAUGAAAGCAGCAGAAAACUAGAUGCUUGCUGGUUUCAUUGGAAAGAAGAAGGUUUGGGAGUCGCUUCAGUUGAUGAAGCUUGUGUUUCUACAGAAGAUAGACUCUGACUUUAACAGCAACAGAACGGCUGUAGCAGCAGACAGCAUCUCCAGCAGACAUAAGCUGCAUGUUCCUCUAACAAGAAAUCAUCUCCAUGUUUGGAUCACAGCAGAUGAAGUUUGGAAGCAGCCUGUGGUCUCCUCAGCAGAGGACAGAGUCUGGGAACCGACUGAAGAUGAGGUUUGGAAGCCGUCUGUGCACCCUGAACGUUGGAGGUCGCAGGUUUUCCUUCUCGGCGGAGCUCAUGAAGCACCUCCCUCUCAGCAGACUUAGCCGGCUGCAUCGCUGCGUGUCGGAGAGCGAGCUGCUGGAGCUCUGCGACGAUUAUGACCGUGACCGGAACGAGUUCUUCUUCGACCGCCACUCCGAGGCCUUCAGCUUCAUCAUGCUGUACGUGCAGCACGGGAAGCUGCGCUUCGUACCGCACAUGUGUGAGCUGUCCUUCUACAACGAGAUGCUGUACUGGGGCCUGGAGAGCUCUGACCUGCAGCCCUGCUGCCAGCGCCGCCUUGACGACCGCAUGUCCGACUGCUUCAUCCACUACUUUCCUGAGAAGGAGCCGCGAGGCCCCGAGGAGCCCCGGAGCCCCUGGCUGGAGAGGAUGAGGAGGACGUUCGAGGAGCCCACUUCCUCGCUGGCAGCGCAGAUCCUGGCUUCGGUGUCGGUGCUGUUCGUGGUCAUCUCCAUGGUGAUGCUGUGUGCCAGCACCUUACCGGACUGGACGGCUGCUGAGACCGUGGAGCAACAGAGGGUCAUCGAGGCGGUUUGCAUUGGUUGGUUCACAGCUGAGUGCAUCGUCCGUUUCCUCGUGUCUCGUGAUAAAUGGGAGUUUGUCCGUCGUCCUCUGAACAUCAUCGACCUUCUGGCCAUCCUGCCGUUCUACGUCUCCGUUACCGUGACGUUCCUGACGGGGGAGAACUCCCAGAUGCAGCGUGCCGGCGUCACGCUGCGCAUCCUGCGCAUGAUGCGGAUCUUCUGGGUGAUUAAACUGGCGCGUCACUUCCUGGGGCUGCAGACGCUCGGCCUGACGCUGCGGCGCUGCUACCGCGAGAUGGUAAUGCUCCUUGUCUUCGUCUGCGUCGCCAUGGCGAUCUUCAGCGCGCUAGCACAGCUGCUGGAGCACGGCCUGGACGCGGAGACCGGAAGCCAGGACUACGCCAGCAUCCCCGCCGCCUGCUGGUGGGUCAUCAUCUCCAUGACGACGGUGGGAUACGGCGACAUGUAUCCGGUGACGGUGGCGGGCCGAGUGCUGGGCGGACUCUGCGUGUUGAGCGGCAUCAUCCUGCUGGCGUUGCCCAUCACCUUCAUCUACCACAGCUUCGUCCAGUGCUACCACGAGCUGAAGGUCCGAUCGGCCCGCGGAAACCGGGUCGUAUCGGCCGAAUACGUCCACUGACCUCAGCGCUGGACCAAUCAGAACAAGGCAGCAGGAAGAGAGGAGAGUUCUGACCUAUCAGAGGCGUCUUGUCCCAGGACACUCUUCCUGUGUCCACCUGUUGACUCGCAGGUGAGCCAGGUGUUCAGGUGUUCAGGACCUUCAGUCUCAGGCAGAUGGUUCCUGACACAGCAAACAGAACCACUAAAGUCCAAGGAGUUCAUCUGAACCGCUGCUGGUUCAGAUUUUGUCAUUCUGUGUUUGAACUGAGCGCAUCAGCAGGAAACAGUUGUUUAACCCUCGUGUCGUCCUGCGGGUCAAAUUGACCCGUUUUAAAGUUUGAAAAUGUGGAAAAAAAUACAUUUUCACAGUGAAACUUCUGAUGUCCACAUUUUCAACAUUUUUGGGAAAUCUUUGAACAUUUUUUGGUGGAAAAAAGAAAUCUUAAAAAUGUCUCUUAAGAACAUUAACCAAAAAAAUCAACCAAAAUCCAGUGAAUUUCGCUGGAUUUUGGUUGAUUUUUAUGUGAAUGUUCUUAAAGAAAAUAUUAGAAGUUUUACUAAUACAUAUGGAAUCACUUUAGAUAUUUAUAGGAUUUUUUUGGAAGGUUUUUACUAAUUUUUUGAAAAUAUUUACAAGAAUUUUCUUGCCAAAUUUGGGGGAUUUUUUUUUAAAAGUAAAACUUUCAAGGGAAGCUUUUCAGGAAUUAUUGGAAUUUUCUUCCUGAAGGUUUUGCAAAUUUUCAGAAAUUUGGGGAAUUUUUUUGCUGAAUUUUGGGAUUUUUUUCAGACAAGGAAACAAUAUUUUUUGGCGCCCAUAAAUGAGGACAAUGGGAGGGUUACAUUCAUCUAAUUUCUCUUGAAUUUCCAGUGAGGUUUCCUGGACUGCACUCUGGAAUGUGACCCAGCAGAGUUGGUGUUCUUCCAGAGGAGCGUUUCACUCUCUGAGUUUUUCUUCCCACACAGCCGUAUGCAGCCUCAGGUGAAAAUAAACCCACUUUAUUCUGCAAGUCUUCAACUGUGAGGAUGGAUAAUAAAGUGAGCAGCUUUUUCCUUCGAGGAUCACCAGAUCUGAGCGUUUCUGAGCGCUCCGUGAUCCGACCGAUGAACCGCUCAGAACAUUUAAAGCUAAAGACACUAAAAACCUGAGCUGCUCCUCACUCUGUCUGUCAGGCCCUGCAGCGCCCCCCUCAGGAUGGACUAAACCAGCAAGCUGGACACUGUCCUUGGUUUCCACAGCAACAGCAGACUCAGAGACAGGAAGUUGAAGUGUUGAAAACAUUUGGUUUGAAUGUCAGGACAGAAGAGCUGUUGUAGUGUGAAAUAUCUCACUUCCUCUUCUUCUAUGUGAAACUGCAGAGUUUCGACCAAAGCUCAGCUCUGAGUCCCUUUAAUUGACAAAAACAAGAAGAACCAGACACAUUUACAGACAAUAAACUGCUGGGUUUAAAUAAAUCUAUCAGUAAUGUCUGGCAUUCGGGUUUGUAUCCAUCUUGCUGUAAUUUUACUGAAUAUUUUAAGGUCAGAGUUCAACCAGCUGAUUGGUCUCAUAUUGUCACAUUUGUUCGGGGGUUUCCUGUUUAAGGAAUAAUAUAAUUAGAAGAAUAGAUGAUGGGGAGCUCAUUCUGAAAAGCCUCCAGAACAUUUACAGGAGUGGUGCUAACAAUUAGGUUUUAAUUUUCCUGUACAAAUCAGUUCUGAAAACAUCUGGUCCUGCCCUUUUUCCAGGUUUCAUACAGUCAGUCACACUUCCAGUUCAUUCUUUGGUAGAGUCUAAAUCCAGUUGUCCUCUGGGUUCUUCUGAGAUGGACGCUGUAGUUCACCUGUCUAGGUGUCCCGGCUCCAGGUAGCAGCAGGACUCUCUCCCUCCCUUCCUGAGUCAACCACCAGGUUAGCAGGAGGCAACAGGUGUUCCUCACCUGUAAUCAGCUGACCUGGAGUGAGCAGGCGGAUUGGUUCAUCAUCUACUCCCUGGGAUCCAAACCUCAGCAGGUCUACAGGCUAGUAUCAGUCACAUAACCAGACCGUGAACAAGCAGCAGUCAGUCAGUCGAGAUUCUUGUUUAGUUCUGCUCUCUGUGGGUUUUGUCUUGGCUGAUUUCCACUCUGUGUUUUUCCAGCCUGGACUCAAACCCUGGAUCCAUUUCCCUUCAGUCCUCAGCCGUUUGUAGCCACGCUGUCCCCUGGAUUCUUCCUCAUCUCGGAGCAUCCACGCCUCACCUGGUUCUGGUCUCCUCACGCCGUCUCCUGCUCCACUCCGCCGUCCACCUCCUCACCUCCUGAUGACUCCCCCGGCUUCCCACUCGGUUCCCUGUCAGCUGAGUUACCGGUCCUUAGCCAGGCUGGCAGCUUAUUUAGCGUACUGUUAGAUUCAGGGUUUUUUAUUUGCCUUUGUAUGUCUUGUGCAGUCGUGUAGUGUUUUGCUGCUUGUACAGCUUCCGUUCUAUUUCGUAUUCCCGCUUUCGUAUCAUCUUUGGUUGUUUUUUCUCUGCUAGGGUAUUCCUAGAGUUGCUUACCCGCCCUGUUUAGCGGAGCAUUUCCAGUCCUGAUUAGUUCUACGUAAUGUAGAUUCUGCCGUAGUAUUUCCUGUGUACUUUACUCUCCUGCCUAGGUAGUACCUUCCAUGGAUUAGCCACUUCGUUCCUGUUGGAUUAGAGUUAGUGUAUUUGUUCCGCCUGCCACUUCCAGUUGUAGUUCUUAGUUCAGAUUUGUAGUUUGCUUUAUUUUUCCAUUAUUGUAAAUAAAAACCUUAAACUGUU
Amphiprion ocellaris (clown anemonefish) is the source of this 4767-nucleotide messenger RNA. Its product is annotated as potassium voltage-gated channel subfamily G member 3-like. Gene Ontology annotation, biological process: protein homooligomerization; potassium ion transmembrane transport. Gene Ontology annotation, cellular component: voltage-gated potassium channel complex; membrane. The transcript is spliced from 2 exons. Gene Ontology annotation, molecular function: delayed rectifier potassium channel activity. NCBI's taxonomy places the organism in Eukaryota, Metazoa, Chordata, Actinopteri, Pomacentridae. The coding region runs from base 730 to 2031 and encodes 433 amino acids. The record is from RefSeq and is a predicted model, not a curated record.